Molecule: messenger RNA, 1443 nt
Organism: Trypanosoma cruzi
Lineage: Eukaryota; Euglenozoa; Kinetoplastea; Trypanosomatida; Trypanosomatidae
Product: zeta tubulin, putative
Exons: 1
Coding region: 1-1443 (480 amino acids)
Biological process (GO): mitotic cell cycle; microtubule cytoskeleton organization
Cellular component (GO): microtubule; cytoplasm
Molecular function (GO): GTP binding; structural constituent of cytoskeleton
Source: RefSeq, a predicted model, not a curated record
AUGGCGGUGGUAGUGGUGCAAGUAGGACAGUGCGGCAACCAGCUGGGCGAUGAACUCUGGCGGCAGCUGAAACUGACGACAAACUCGGGUGCGUUGCCUUCGCCCUUUUUUACGCGUGAUCGCAGGGCGCGCUGCGUGCUUGUAGACUCCGAGCCCAAAGUAGUCACAGCGGUGUAUGAGCGUCAAAAAGACGUUUUGCGUGCAGAGAAUGUCAUCCACGGUCAGUCCGGACGCGGCAAUCAUUGGGCGCUUGGAUAUUACGGCGUGGACGAUCCACUGAGCCACCGGGCUGCGGAAAAUGCCGUUGUGGCACGGCCGUUUCAGGUGGUGAAGGACCAGCGGCGUUGUGACAGUCAUGUUGUCCGGAAUGCCCUUCGCGCAAUUCAUGCCGAAACGCGUCGGACAGAUGAUGCGAUGGAGUUUGAGGCUAUUAUCGUACUGCAUAGUCUUGUGGGCGGAACAGGCAGCGGCAUGGCCACUCGACUGCUGGAAAAAAUCCGUUACUACUUUAUCGAGCCUGUGGACAGUUCCCUGACGGUGGAUGAGUGCGAGGAGGCAGAAAUGAUGCGGCACGACGGGCUAGAUGGAAUGAUGAUGGAGAAGCGGCGUGCAUCUUACCUUGUCAGUAUCACUGUGGCACCCCAGGCCGUUGGUGAACUCUCCACGCAGGGCCUGAACGCCGCACUCACGCUACAUGCCUUACAAGAGAAUGCGAAUGCUGUUCUAUUGUUACGCAAUGACGAUUGUAUUCGUGUACAGGAGGAUUCUUGCGCCGGAGGAAGGCCUCGUGGUCGAGGCAACACGUCGUUUUCCACCCCUUCCUUCUCUUCUAUCCCGUCGUGUGCAACCUUCAAGGAGAUUAACGAGGUUUUUUUGACGAUGUUGCUCCCGAUCCUGCUAUACGGCCGAAGUACAAAUGCCGUGGGGGAACUUGUACUGAAGUGCUCCCCCAAUCCUCGGGAAAUCAACAACAUUUUGACCAUUUUGCCCACUCCACAGAGGCACUACUUGCGUUUUAAAGAGUCUGCGACAGUUUCACGCCUUUACGUCCUUCGCGGGGCCAAGCAAAGCAUGCCUGGGGUAUACCCUAGUGUCCCGAUAGAACUGAUACACACCGCGCGUUCCCUGCGGAACCCCAAUUUGGUGACUUCUAGAGAAGAGGUGCAAGUGCCGAAGGAAUUACUGAAGGGCCUGAAAGAGACCGCGGCAACUCGGCGCUCCGUCUCGGUGGCUCUCCUUCAGCAGAUGGAAGGGGUUCUUGUGUUAAAUGAAGCACGUGAACUGAAUGCGGCAGUUUUGUUUCGCUUAUUGCGGUCAGCUGCAAUGAAAGUCAAGGCGGGAGCUUUUUUGUCAACAUUUGAGGACAUGGGAAUGACGGCGGAGUGCAUACAGGCAGCAAUACGGGAGGUUGCUACAAGACUCUCUGCAGCGGAGGAGAUUUGA